AUGCCAAAAGAUCGGUCUUUGCACACCGUGAAUAGCAAUACGGAUCCUCUUAAGCGAGUUUUCAGCGUAGACGACGAUAUUCAUGAGAUUGAACACGAUAUCAGGUAUUUGGAAGGACUCCAAGAAGGCUUGAAAUAUGCUGUGUCCAAUAAGAAAUCUUCGAGCAAUGUCGACACACCGCCUCCUGCUGCAACUAGACCUACAUCUGUGAGACGUAAAAACUCGAGCAUGUCCGUGGCUGAAGAUGAGGAUCAGUCUGAGAACUCAGACCAAGGUAGUAAUCAUCAUGCCAACAUGCUUCGAGAUGAAGAGGACCGGGCAUCCGUGUCAUCAUUCGAGUCUUACACAUUGAGGCAUCGACAGGAUGCUAUCAAUGAGACCCAUCCGUUCGGAAUCAGAAUCUGGAAACCGGCUUUAUACAAAAAGAAGAGAUCUGUACAGCAAGCUGCUAACGAGGAUAUUCACGAAACUAAAUACAAGCAAAUAUCUUGGAAAGUCCAUUUGGCCAAUAACAUGUGGGCACUAACUUUGGGUUUGUUUUUUCUUAUUUUUAUGAGCAUUGCAGGUUUACUUGUAUGUGUUUUGGGUGCGUUCACGCCUGCGAGCAUGGAGUACGCUAUCGUGCUUUUUAGGCUUGGCCGUUAUUUGUUUUGGCCCUUUGGCAAAAUCGUGUUAAUGGUCAGUGACCAGCAGUAUUUACAUGAAGACCAGAAUGAAGGUAUUUCUGCCCAGCAAUUCUACGGAUGGGUUACCAACUAUCGUAACCGUCUAUAUUUUCAUAGGCCUUCCCAAAGUGGCGAGGAAUCAUAUGGAUCUACAGAAAGGAGAAAUUCUGUUGGUGAUAGACAAAGACGGUUAUUCGGGAGGGGUGAAUGGUCCUUUGGCCGCUUUGGGUUUUACCUUGUGUUUUACGUUUUUGUUCAGCCUGUGGUGCUUCUAUUAGCAUUUUUGACUUGGUUGGCUGUCUUCACUAUUCCAAUGAGUAACAUUUUAUGGGAUCUCAUGUAUCACUGCCGCAGACAUCCUUUAGCUUUGGAAGUUAAACUUUUGACUCACAGCGUUAAUGGUAUCAAGGACAAGAACGUGUUACUAUGCACUUUCCGCAGUGCGGGAUCACACUACUAUAAAUAUACAGUUGAUGGAACAAACGUGAUAGUUAUGAAUUUGGGAGCGGUCGUUGCCUUCACCAUAAUACAAUUCUAUGUUUUCCAGGGACAUCUCUAUCCAAUCGACGAGUCGAUCAUAUUUUGCUUGUGCCUACUUUCUAUCAUUCCGCUGGCAUUUUAUAUCGGGCAAGCAGUAGCAUCGAUUUCAGCACAAACUUCGAUGGGGGUUGGUGCUGCGAUAAAUGCAUUUUUUUCAACAAUUGUUGAGAUUUUCCUGUACUGCGUAGCUCUACAACAAGAUAAAGGUUUGUUAGUCGAGGGUUCUAUGAUCGGAUCGAUUCUGGGUGCCGUUUUACUUUUGCCUGGAUUGAGUAUGUGUGGUGGUGCAUUUAAGAGGAAGACUCAAAGGUACAACCCCGCGAGCGCAGGCGUUUCGUCGGCCAUGUUGAUAUUUUCCAUGAUGGUUAUGUUUGUCCCUUCGAUUAUCUUUCAAAUUUACGGCGGCUACUUAGUAGAUUGCCCGGCAGAAACGCAGGAACAAUCUAGAUGCUAUUUCCGCCAACCCCCCUUGAAAUUUGAUGGCCUGUAUCUACAUGUUAUUAAACCAAUGUCCAUAUUUUGUGCACUGAUCCUCUUCAUGGCAUAUGCAAUUGGACUGUGGUUUACUUUGCGCACCCAUGCUGCAGCUAUUUGGCAGCUUCCUGAAAAACCACCACAAGCACCCAACAACGGUAGCCAAUUGGGAUUCAUUCCCGAGGAAGAGGAACCCGAUGGUGGACACGAUGGUCCGAACUGGUCGCGUUCUAAAUCAACCUGUAUUUUACUAGGCGCCACUUUUCUUUAUGCGAUCAUUGCCGAGAUCUUAGUGGACUGUGUGGAUAACGUCUUGAAGCAAUUCCCUUCACUGGAUCCUAAAUUUCUAGGAUUAACCGUCUUUGCCCUGGUUCCAAAUUCGACAGAAUUUUUGAAUGCCAUAUCAUUUGCCAUACAUGGAAAUGUGGCACUGUCGAUGGAAAUUGGUAGUGCAUACGCGCUUCAGGUUUGUCUGCUACAGAUUCCAGCCUUGGUAGUUUUCUCGAUUUUGUACACUUUGAACGUGCCAACCGACACUAUCGUCAUCAGAGACCAAAUGUUUUCGCUAGUGUUCCCGCGCUGGGACUUACUGGCCUGUAUGGUGAGUGUUUUCUUGUUCACGUAUCUGUAUGCGGAGGGAAAAUCCAAUUAUUUCAAAGGUUCGAUUUUGAUACUACUUUACAGUGUAAUUAUCCUGGGUUUUUAUUAUCAAGGCGCCAUUGAUAAUAACAGUUGGGACAAUUGA
Molecule: messenger RNA, 2424 nt
Organism: Lachancea nothofagi CBS 11611
Lineage: Eukaryota; Fungi; Ascomycota; Saccharomycetes; Saccharomycetales; Saccharomycetaceae
Source: the annotation of a GenBank genome assembly